GCAGAUUUACCUUAAACCUGUUAGGUACUCUCUUCCCUACACCAAAAAGUUGUGGCUUUUAGUCUUAUUCUGUGCCUCGCUCGCUCACAUCUUUCCUCCCCUCCCCCUCCCGCACUCCCGCCACUUUUACCUAUCUUCCCCUCUUACAUCUUUCGACAAACCGACUUGUGCUUUGACUACUCAUUAACAUCCCCCUCUCCUGCGCAAUACAUCUAGUCCAAGAUCAUCGCCGUCGGUCUUACCACCUUGAGGGUUGUCUCUAUUAUCAAAGCUAGCCCUCACAUUUGUGCUCAACUGAGUGAUCCCGACACACACCAUUGUUGAAACCACCAUAGGCAGAUGCGCCAGAGCAUCCCGCCAAAAUGCCUGGAAUACUUCCGAUGAAAGUGAUCAAGGUCGGCAACGGCUCACAAAGUCGUAUCGCUCAGGCCUGUGAUCGAUGCAGAAGCAAGAAGAUCCGCUGUGACGGCGUUCGACCAUGCUGCACUCAAUGUGCCAACGUCGGCUUUGAGUGCAAGACGAGCGACAAAUUGAGUCGUCGCGCUUUCCCUCGCGGUUACACUGAGUCUUUGGAGGAGCGAGUACGCGCGCUGGAGUCGGAAGUGAGGGAUCUUAAGAACCUACUGGAUGAAAAGGAUGAGAAGAUUGAUGUGCUUUCACGGAUUCAUUCUUUCUCGACCUCAACACAUUCAAGAGCCAAUACUGCCACCCGAUCACCACCAGCGCCCGCCAAGGACAUUCAAACCACGAUCAAUGAAGGCGUCAUCCAAGUUCGCCAAGUUCUGCAGUCGCACAGCUCAAAUGACACCCCAAUCUGUGGGGGCAUUUCGAGCACUCGUGGUUAUGUCGAUGCCUUCGUCAACAAACUCUCGGAUCAAAACCAACUACCUCCUAACUUUUCGAUUAGGGCGCUGACUGCGGCUCCUUCCUCCAUAUCCCGUUCACGCAUUGAUCAAACUCUGAAGACGGCGCCUCGGCUCGUGUCAGAUCAACUUAUCAAUAUUUUCUUCCAGGAAUGGGCCCCUUUAUAUCCGGUAGUUCACCGGCCUACCAUCCUCAAGGCUUACGAGCAGUAUUUGCUGGGCACGGAGUCGUUACGCGAUAGCAAACACAACCUCACCCAGUUGAACCUAAUUUUCGGCAUAGCGGCCCUUGCUUCUACAUCGAGGACGAACCAAGACCCCGCAUUCUUUGAAGAUAAUUGGUCACCGAUGCUCGAAUCCCUAUCAAACGACAUUUCCAUCCCUACUCUGCAAUGCUACGUUCUCGCUCAAAUUUACUGCAUGGCCAAGGGCGACUACACGAGUCUCGGAUCAUAUCGAGGACUCGCUGUCACCAUUUGUCAUCAAUUGAGACUUCACCAGAGUCAAAAAAACUUUUCUUCAAACCCUCUCGUAGCGGAAACUCGGAAGAAGGUAUUCUGGUGCCAAUAUGUUCUUGAUCGGUUCACUGCGGCUUUAACAGGUCUGCCUGUCGUCUUGCGUGAGCAGGACAUCAGGAUUGAAUAUCCCGAGGAUAUCGAUGAUGAAAAUGUUACCGAGACAGGAUUCUUGCCCACGCUCCCUGGCGAAACGACUCGCAUCUCCAGCUCGAUUGCAUUUUUCGCGGCUUCCAGAGUCUUGAACAAAGCUCUGGAGGAGAUUUACCCUACCGAUGGCGAUUAUGAUAUCUCUUUGGCCAAGAUGCGCUUGGUUGCAGAUGAGCUUGAUGGGUGGGUAAAGGGUCUGCCCGCCCAUCUUCGUCUCGAAUUCACACAGGAUAAGCCCAGCACAAAUGUCACGAGCAGUCGGUCACCACUUCUGUCGCUUGUUUAUUAUUUUGUCCGCUCUCUAAUUCAUCGACCCGCUGUCUGUUUCGGAGAAGAUUGUGUCCGAUCGCCUUCUAUCCUUGUCAUCUCUGAUUCUGCCAAGCACAUCAUUCAAAUCCUACAACUACUCGAUGAGCGGCGCCUGUGCCUGUCUCUAAGCUUCAAUCGGAAAGAGCUCAUUUUCGCUACUGGCCUCAAUUUCCUGUGGCAAAACCUGAAUUUGAAGCACGAUAGCAAACUGGCGAAGGAGAGCCAGAAGUUAAUCGCCACUGUCAUUGAUCAACUGGAAAUUGAGUCUUCUCCCAUUGCCUCGGAAUUUACUUCACUGGCCAGCAUUUUGGGUUCUGUGGAGAACAAUAAGCACGGGCCUUCGCCUAAACCUGCGGAUAUGUCACCGCCGGCUCAGAAGCCUCUGAAGUCUCCUAAGAAGCAGCUUCAAUCUUGGAAAGCACGCUUGACUGGUCAAUCCAGUCCGUCACAGACAGACAAGCAAGACUCUCCAUCCCGUCGGGCCACAAUUUCUGGUGAGAGUGCUCACCCCAAUGCUCGCCACAUCCGAUCUUCUAGUUGGGCGAGUCUACCGCUGGACAGUCUCCACGCGCCUCAAAUGCUCUCCGAGAAGGCCUAUCUUCGCUCAUCGUCUACGGCUCUCGAUAGCAACCACGUCCUUUCCAGCUCUGCUCCUUCAGAUGCGACGGCUGGGCCUAUUACGGUGUCGGAUUGGGAGUUCGUUCUGAGUGAUAUGGACAGGGGCUAUUCGAAUAUUUUCACCGGGAUAUAUGGUGGGAGAGAGUGUGGUGAGGAUAGCGGCCCUUUCGCUUCUAUCACUGCUGAAUACACUCAGAAGCCAGAAACCAGUACGGCUUCGCGAAACGAACUGCAGGGUCUGUCGCCAGAGGCGUGGUCCGCUAGUAGCAACAGUGACUUACAUCACGGCCAAGAAGUUGCAGCGCAGAGCGUUCUCAGCUACUCUGAUGAGAGCAUGGCAAGCCCUGGUGACGGGAUCCCUUACAAUGAUAUACAUUUGUCACCCGAAGAGCAUGCCAAUAUUCUGGACCCAUUCCACGGUGUUAUUGUUCCAGGUGUGGAGGAUGAUGUCCACGAAUUCGGGCUGAUCAAUGGAUGGGAUCGACGGCUGGCCGUCUGAUAUGCCCUUUGUUGUUGAAUGCUAUUUCUGUUAUGACUUGAACGAAUGGCUUUGGCGUCAGUGAUUACUAUGCUUUUCUUGGUUGCAAGCGGGGGAAGAGUGAAUGGAGAUGCCUGUACAUACUGGUCGGAUUUUCUUUUGUGAUACCUGGGGCGUCUUGUUUUGUUUGGCCUAAGAUAUGAUUGCGCGAAUUUAAGUUCCUUUCUGUACUGUCCC
Aspergillus homomorphus CBS 101889 is the source of this 3170-nucleotide messenger RNA. It is a transcript of the gene facB, whose product is annotated as C6 transcription factor FacB/Cat8. Gene Ontology annotation, molecular function: zinc ion binding; DNA binding; DNA-binding transcription factor activity, RNA polymerase II-specific. Gene Ontology annotation, biological process: DNA-templated transcription; regulation of DNA-templated transcription. The transcript is spliced from 5 exons. The record is from RefSeq and is a predicted model, not a curated record. Lineage: Eukaryota; Fungi; Ascomycota; Eurotiomycetes; Eurotiales; Aspergillaceae. Bases 363 to 2954 code for a protein of 863 amino acids.